AUGCGAGCUACAUAUAGAUACACUCCUAUUCUAGCUUAUCUUAUGAUUCCAAACCAUGUUCUAUUUUACUCAUUUGGAAAGUGUAUAUUCUCUCUGUGUGAUGUAUUGUGUGGAAUACUAGUGUUUCAAAUAUUCAAAAACCAGGGAAUUGAAACGCGCAAAAAUCUUCGUCUGACUUCGUUAUGGGUUUUCAAUCCGUAUGUGAUAUAUUUAUCGACCCGAGGCAGCGCCGAUUCACUGGAAUGCCUCUUUGUUUUUCUAACGGUAUUCCUUAUUCUAAAAGGGAAGAUUGCUUUCAGCGCCAUUGUUUUUGGUAUUUCUGUUCAUUUUAAGCUAUAUCCCAUUGUUUACUCAUUGGCAUUAUUUUGUUACAGUUUAUCUAAAUCCUGGAGAAAAGCGCUUCGUUUAACACUGAUUAGUGCAUCUGUGUAUCUUUCUCUCCAAUUCUUAUUUACUGAAAUCUAUGGAAUUACAUUUCUGAACGAAACCUUGUUUCACCAUGCGCAGAGAGUGGACAUAAAGCACAAUUAUUCGAUCUACUUUUACCCAUUCUAUCUUCUCUCUUCUAUGCACCGCAAGCCAGGUCUGUGGGUGUGGAUUCCUCACCUCCUUCUUUUUCCACUGAUAUCAGUCAAGUUUUAUCAAGACCUACCACUAGCCAUAUUUGUGUUGACGUUUUUAUUUGUCACGUUCAAUAAGGUUAUAACAGCACAGUACUUUAAUUGGUGGAUAGGUCCUUUGAUCCUAAUUGUGCCCCAAUCUUCGCUAACAAAACUGCAAUGGGUAAUGAUAUUGAUUCUAUUUUUAGGACCGCAAAGUCUGUGGAACUAUGUUGCAUAUCAAUUGGAGUUUAACGGAAAGAAUACCUUCAGGGAAGUGUGGUUUCUUUGUAUAGUUAUCUUCAUCUCGAAUGUGAUAUUGUUGCUCAUUAUUUUGCAGGGUCAUAAUUUUGCAUUGUUUAAGUGUAAAACUGAUUAG
Molecule: messenger RNA, 978 nt
Organism: Blastocystis hominis
Lineage: Eukaryota; Bigyra; Opalinata; Blastocystidae
Exons: 2
Coding region: 1-978 (325 amino acids)
Biological process (GO): GPI anchor biosynthetic process
Cellular component (GO): glycosylphosphatidylinositol-mannosyltransferase I complex; membrane
Molecular function (GO): alpha-1,4-mannosyltransferase activity; GPI mannosyltransferase activity
Source: RefSeq, a predicted model, not a curated record